AUGAUAACCCAUGACAAGAAGAAUCUUAUGAAGUCCACCACGGACCGGCCAUUGCGGUUUGCGUUGUUGGGGCCUCAUAACUCUUCCAAGUCUUCGAUCGUUUCCAUAGUGAGCAGCCACAAGUCUCUGGGCAACUACUAUCCCACGAUCCAGAAUUCUCCAACCUUGCUACAAUUUCAGCCGUCCAACCAGCGAACAAGAGCGCUUCUGGAUGUGAACAUCACAUACAAGGAGCUUGAGGAGCUUCAUCUGGUGGAUUCGCCCGAUAUUCAGCUCACCGAUGUGGUGAUCUCGGCCGUGAAAAAGACACAGUCCAAGAAUACCUCCUCCGAAAGCGUUUUGGCUCGGACACUCAACUACUACGACCUGGACUAUUCCGGCAUCGAUGGUUCGGCGUCUCCGCUCUCGUCUCGGAUGUCUCCGUUGCAAUUUGGCAGCAUGCAUAGUCCGUUUAAUUCCCCGUACGAAAGAGCCGGGAUGCAUUCGAUCUUGGGCACUCCUGAGACCGACCUGGAAGGAGGUCCCCAGCCAUAUACCACGCCGAUCUUGUUGGAGCUGAUCGACACGCCCGGUGUGCAGCCAGACGACCUGAUUCCGUUUCUGGAGCGGUCGUUGGACAGUCGACUGGCCAGAGACGUGCUGCGCAACCUUGCAGAGGACAACGACGGUGAAUUGGGCCGUGCUCGUGUCAAACCCUUGUUGAUCGGGUCUGGAAUUAGCGAUCUCAACGGAACCAUGGACGGAUAUCUGAUCUGUUAUAGCUGUGUUCCCGAAACGCAGAUGGAUUCUCCUCCGCCGAGCUACUACGAGGAAGACAUCCCGCAGCCAUCGGCGCCGUUGCAACCGUUGGAGAUCGUCAAGGCCAUCAAAACAACAUUGGAAGACGCUUGGAAAGAGUACCUCAGGUACCACCACAAUUGGGAGGUUGGAAAGGAGUACGAUGUGUUCUCUUUGAACAGAUCGCUAAAGACAUUAUGGAGCAAAUCGAAAAUCGCCCAAACCGACCCAGAAGCAACAUAUUUACCGCCAAUUACGAUAGCAGUUACACAUUGCGAUCACGAGCUUGCGUCGCCGGUUCUAAUCGAAGAAGGCCGCAAAUUGGCUGCUCAAUGGGGAUUUGCGUUCGUGCAGGUGGAAUGUCCUUUUGAAAAUUGGAAAAAUGUGGAAGAAUGCAUAGGACUCAUGAUAAGAGAAAGCAUAGAGUCCCAAUUGGCAGCUGGUAGGCCAGGCGCGCUUAAACGAGCCAAGUAA
Messenger RNA from Ogataea philodendri, 1251 nucleotides. RefSeq lists its product as uncharacterized. The transcript has a single exon. The record is from RefSeq and is a predicted model, not a curated record. Lineage: Eukaryota; Fungi; Ascomycota; Pichiomycetes; Pichiales; Pichiaceae. Bases 1 to 1251 code for a protein of 416 amino acids.